This is a messenger RNA of Rotaria sordida, 1023 nucleotides long. The record is from the annotation of a GenBank genome assembly. NCBI's taxonomy places the organism in Eukaryota, Metazoa, Rotifera, Eurotatoria, Philodinida, Philodinidae.
AUGUUUAAAUGUUUUCCAAUUCCAUUUUGUAGUAGAAAUUUAGAACAAAUUGAUAAACGUCAUUGUAAUUUAACAACAGUACCUGAUGAUAUUCUUCGUUAUACACGUACAUUAGAAGAAUUAUUACUUGAUGCUAAUCAACUUCAAGAUUUGCCUAAGGGUGUUUAUCGUUUAACACAAUUACGUCGUUUAACAUUUAGUGAUAAUGAAAUUCAAUAUAUAUCACCUGAAAUUGGACAAUUAGUUAAUCUAGAAGAACUUGAUUGUUCAAGAAAUGACAUAGCCGAAAUUCCGGAUAAUAUUCGUCAUUGUCGAUCAUUACAAAGACUUGAUUGCAGUGGAAAUCCUUUAGCAAAUAAUCUUCCUGCUGGUAUAAUUCAUCUUCGACAAUUGAAUCAAUUAACAUUAAAUGAUGUUUCACUUGCUGAAUUACCAAGAGAAAUUGGCAGUCUUUCCAAUUUACGUGUACUUGAAGUCCGAGAAAAUUUGCUCAAAAUUUUACCUGAUUCACUUGUACAAUUACCUAAACUUGAAUCACUUGAUUUGGGUUCAAAUGUUAUUGAACAACUUCCAAAUCAUAUGGGUAAUUUACAAUCAUUAAAAGAAUUAUGGUUAGAUUCUAAUGAAUUACAUGAAUUACCAAAUGAUAUUGGUCAAUUAAAACGUUUACAAUGUUUAGAUGUAUCAGAAAAUAAAUUAACUUUUUUACCAAAUGAAAUUGGAGAUUUAGAAUCAUUAACUAAUUUUGAAUUAUCAUCAAAUCAAAUUGAACAAUUACCAUCAACAAUUGGUCAACUCAAACAACGUUUAUUAAUAUUAAAAAUUAAUUCGAACAGUUUAACAAAAUUAUGUAAUGAAAUUGGACAAUGUUUAGCAUUAACAGAAUUAAUUUUAACUGAAAAUACAUUAACAGAACUUCCAAUAACAAUUGGAAAUUUAAAAAAUUUAUCAAAUUUAAAUGUUGAUCGUAAUCAAUUAACACAUUUACCUGUUGAAGUAAAUAUUCUUGAAAUACAAUCCUAA